This is a messenger RNA of Prunus persica (peach), 2089 nucleotides long. RefSeq names its product probable terpene synthase 9. The transcript is spliced from 7 exons. The record is from RefSeq and is a predicted model, not a curated record. The coding region runs from base 16 to 1680 and encodes 554 amino acids. Lineage: Eukaryota; Viridiplantae; Streptophyta; Magnoliopsida; Rosales; Rosaceae. Gene Ontology annotation, biological process: diterpenoid biosynthetic process. Gene Ontology annotation, molecular function: magnesium ion binding; terpene synthase activity.
ACCGUGAAACAUAUUAUGUUCUCCUCCCUCUAUCCCUCCUUGCCCUUGGUGUUGGUCUCUCCCUCCUUCGUCACAAGUUAUCAAAGAUUAAUCCAUAUUCCAACAGCUCUACAGCAUAGAACCAGGGGAAAACAAUUUGCCUCCUUCAUCGUCUCAAGAAACAGGAUGACAUCAUCACCAUCAUCAACGGAGAUUAGCAAUCCUCCUGCGCCUCAACGGCGAUUAGCUCAGUACCAUCCUACCAUUUGGGACGACAAACUCAUCGACUCCUUCACCACUCACUACACCUAUGAAUUACAUGCCACACGAUUGGAGAGUCUAAAGCAGAACGUUGCUGAAACGUUGCUGGCUGCAUCCACCAGUAACAAAGGCGGCUCUGCCAGCACUUGUUCCGUUUUAAAGCUUAUCGACUCAAUGCAGCGGUUGGGAGUGGCCUACCAUUUUGAGCAAGAGACCGAUGCAGCUCUACUUAGUCUCGUUUCUUCGAGCACUCACGGUACCACAGAUGAUCUUCACACAGUUGCCUUGCAAUUCCCGGAUACUAAGAGACAUGGCAUCUCUAUAGCCCAGUUAUUGAAGCAAAUAGUAGAGCAAUCACUAGAAACCCCCCUGCGUUGGAGGAUGCCAAGAAUAGAAGCCCGGAACUUCAUCGAUAUCUACGAAAGAGACAAUUCUAAGAACCUGGCUUUGCUUGAAUUGGCCAAGUUGGAUUAUAAUCUCGUCCAAUCAGUAUAUCAAAUGGAGAUAAAGGAGCUAUCAAGGUGGUGGAGAGACUUGGAUUUCAAAAACAAGGCAAGUUUCUCAAGGGAUCGAUUGAUGGAGAACUACUUGUGGGCAAUGGGGAUCAAUUAUGAGCCCCGAUUCUCAGAAUGCAGGAUUGGCCUCACCAAGUUUGUUUGCAUAUUAACAAUAAUUGAUGACAUGUAUGAUGUCUAUGGAUUUCUGGAUGAGCUUGAGCACUAUACACAUGCAGUAUGUCGAUGGAAUAUGGAAGCAAAGGAGGAGCUUCCGGAGUACAUGAAGCCAGUUUAUGCUGCCAUGCUCAAAUUUGGCAACGAAUUAGCUGAUAAAGUUUUUAAAAAUAAUGGUUUGGACGUCCUCCCUUAUAUUAAGAAAGAGUGGGUAAGUCUUUGUAAAUCAUAUUUGGUCGAGGCACGGUGGUUUUACAGAGGAUACACACCAACUUUACAAGAGUACUUAGACAACGCAUGGACUUCAGUGGGUGGCCCUGGUGCUCUUCUCCAUGCUUAUUUGUUGCAAGGAUUAGGAAGCCACCUCACAAAAACUUCACUUGAGUCCUUUAAGCAUGGCUCUGAAAUGGUAUAUUGGUCAUCUCUCAUGACUCGACUUAGCGAUGAUUUGGGCACUUCCAAGGCUGAAAGUGAGAGAGGUGAUGUGGCUAAAGCCGUAGAGUGUUACAUGGAAGAAAAAGGCACAUCUGAGGAAGAAGCACAGCACUACAUAAACGAUUUGAUCUGCUAUUCAUGGAAGAAAAUGAAUGAGGAGAGUGCAAAAACUAGCUGGAUACCAAAAUCAAUUGUAAAAAUGUCACUCAAUAUGGCGCGGACUGCUCUAUCUAUCUUUCAACAUGGCGAUGGUAUUGGAACUUCAAUUGGGGUCACCAAACAUCGUUUAAUUUCUUUGAUUGCAAGUCCUAUUGCUAUAUUUCAUGAACACUAGGGGCCAAGAUCACUGGUUUUAUUGUAAUUGACUAGAUUCUUAAUUACAGACUUCCGAAAUUGAUCAAAGCUGGAAGGCUUAAAAUAAUUCUAUAAACACUCAGUUUGAUGUGAAUUUUCUGUUCUGAAGCGUUUUUGCUAAACUGCUUUUUACUGAAAACACUUUUAUGCUAGAAGUACUUUUACUAGAAACACUUUAUGCAUUAACCGUUACAACAAUUCGUGCUCUCAAAGGGUAAAGCGCCCAUAAAGUUCCAUGUCCCAUCUUUCUUUCUUUUUUUUCUUUUUUUUUUAUAGGAUUUUUCCUAUUAAAAGAGGCAAUAGACUACUCACACACACUAUAUGAAUGCUAAGACUCGAACCCAAGACUUUUUCUAAAAAGAGCAAUUGCUCCAAACCACUACACUAUU